Molecule: messenger RNA, 6444 nt
Organism: Aspergillus versicolor CBS 583.65
Lineage: Eukaryota; Fungi; Ascomycota; Eurotiomycetes; Eurotiales; Aspergillaceae
Product: putative ABC bile acid transporter
Exons: 6
Coding region: 341-6199 (1952 amino acids)
Biological process (GO): transmembrane transport
Cellular component (GO): membrane; fungal-type vacuole
Molecular function (GO): ABC-type peptide transporter activity; ATP binding; ATP hydrolysis activity
Source: RefSeq, a predicted model, not a curated record
CUGUCUGCCUAACGAGGACCACACCAAAUAAACGGGGUUGCCGGGGAGGAAUCUCGGGCUGGAUGGCUGUCAUAAACUAGAUGCCCAAUUUUUGCCUCAGAUUCACUGCUUCAGGAGGCUGCUGUAGUCAGAAAGCGUGCCAAUCGUAGUCGAUACACCCAGGCUUGGCGCGCCUACCCCGACUUCCCAAGUCCCAAGCUUUCGGCUCUGUGCUUGAGCAUGUGCUCCGGCGCCCACGACCGAGUCCCUCAUCGUCAUUACCUCACCACCCUUCCCUUUUCUUCCUCGCUAGAGAUGUUGCAUCGUCUUUCCAUCCCGGCAACAUCUCGCUCAAGGCAUCAUGGAGGAAUCCACCCCCGAUGGCUUCGCCGACCGCGAUGACCCCACCCCGCCUUUCAAAGGCAAACAGAACGCAUCUACAACCGAUGCGAACCCACGCCGCCAUGGAAGGUCCGUAUCGGACUUUCGACACUCUGUGCAAGAUAGGCUAGUCACAAAAAUCCUGCAACAGGUCGUUCCUGUGGAAAACGUGCAAGAUGAGUCCGUCUCCGUGGGUGCGAAAAACGUCCCUUCGGACAGCAAGCGACCAGCUUUUAGUCUUCCUGUGAUGGGAAACAAUUUCCGGAGAUUCAAUGCGAGGAUCGGAAUUGUUUUCAAUUUCCAGAACCAGGCUGAGCAACUAUUCAGUUGGAAGGAACCGUCUCAUACUUUCUCGUUUCUGUUUGUCUACUCUUUUAUAUGCCUAGAUCCUCACCUUCUAGUCGUGCUUCCCAUUGCGACUCUACUUAUAUUCGUCAUGGUCCCAACUUUCCUUGCGCGCCAUCCUCCGCCUCCGUCAACUUCAACCUCAAGUAUAACUCCUUAUUACUCGUAUCAGGGCCCGGCCCUGGGGCCGCCAAAGACAAUCAAGCCAGUGCCGGAGACUUCCAAAGACUUCUUUCGCAACAUGCGAGAUCUGCAGAACUGCAUGGCUGAUUUCUCUGAUUUGCACGAUUCUGCCGUUUCUGCACUCGCCCCGUUGACGAACUUCUCAAAUGAAAGGCUGUCUUCCGCUGUUUUCCUUGCGUGCACAAUCCUCACUGCAGUGUUAUUUCUGACCUCCCAUCUCAUUCCCUGGAGGUAUAUCCUGCUUUUUGGUGGGAAUGCCGCAAUUCUGUCAAGUCAUCCCGAUAUCCAGGGAUUUGUUCAAGACCUAACCAAGGAACUGGGCAGUGAAGACGCAAAUCCAGAGCCAUCGGCAACUUCGGCUACACCACAGAUGCCCUUAAUGCAGCUAUUAGGCGACAUAUCGCUGGACUCAUUUCCCGAGGAGCGUGAAGUGGAGAUUUUUGAGAUUCAAUACCGCUCACUCGCUCCCUACGCUGAACAAGACUGGGAAACAUUUCUCUUCAGCCGCGUGCCAUACGACCCUCUAUCGCCGUCCCGUAUUGCCGGCGAUCGGCCCAAGGGCUGUCGUUUCUUCGAAGAUGUCCAGCCUCCCGUCGGGUGGGCCUGGAAGAGCAAGAAAUGGGAAUUAGAUCUCGACUGCCGAGAAUGGGUUGUUGAGCGCAUGAUCACCGGCGUUGGUUUCGAGGUGCCCGGUGGUCCUUCGGAAAGCGGUGCCGGCACCGAUGAAAUUGGAGGCUGGGUCUGGGACCUGCCUCCAGCAUCCUUAGCCAGAACCGAUGAUGACGUGGUAUCGGCGUUAGGUUACGAGACGUACGGCCAACAGGUUUCCGGUGAGAAAAAGAAGGGGAAGAAGAAAGGGAAAGAGAGGGCAUUUCAAGACUACGAGGAAAAGGGGAAUCUCGGGUCUAAUGUCAUGGGAGAGUGGAGGCGAAGGCGCUGGGACUCGCCGAAUGCUCGGCUAUCGCCGUGUGCAAUUGAGUAUUCUACUCUGAUCCCAGCGGUCGUGAUCUCUUGUGCUUGGUUUAGCUAUGUGCUUCGAUGGCUACCUUUUAUCCAUCGUCCAAAAUGGACUCGGCCUUUUAUACAGGAGUUACCUCCAUGCCCAGACCUACCAUUAGAGCACACGAAGCAUCGUCUGGGCUGGGUCAUCGCUCUCCUGGCCAUCUCAGUAAUUGGAUUCGCUGCCGAACUUCUAAAGCUUGUGCUGAAUGGUAUGGAUCUGUCCAACUGGACUCUUUUUGCUUCUUGGACUGGGAGUGUGAUCCUUACGGCCCUUGAGCGCCCGAGAACAGCCCCGAUAUUACUUUUUACCUUCUUCCUAGCUGCAGGAAUUACAGAGUUUUCCUUUAUUGUUAACCGCAAUGCUUAUGCACUAUCCAAUCUGUUCACUUUUCAGCUUGCCGCAGCGGCUUCACUGUUGGGCUGCACAGUUGCCCUUGCUAUGCCCAUUCGUCCAGCUUUGUUACCCUGCAUUGAUAUCAGUGCGGCGGGACAGGAGCCAUCUAGCAAAUUUCGAAGUCCGGAAGAUAACCUGCGGCUCUGGCAGUUUUUCACCGUUUCUUGGAUGGCGCCACUAAUGACCAUGGGCAAGCAACGCCAGCUAGAUGAGGAUGAUGUCUGGUAUCUCCCCUUUGAAUUUCAACACAAGAGGCUCCACGAAAAGUUCCGGCAACUUCGAGGAAGUGUCAUUGGCCGCCUACUUCGGGCCAAUGGUAUAGACAUUCUUAUUAUCAGCACGAUUUCAAUAGUGCAGAUGAUAUGUGAAUUUUCGACUCCCCUUCUCCUCCAGCAGCUCCUGCAAGCAAUGAAGACCGAGAACCGGUCCAACCGUGUUGCAUUGGUUUAUGCGAUGCUGUCCUUGGUUGUUCGCCUGAUUGCUGCACAAUCUCAGGUAUUUAACCUCUGGUACGGAAGAAGAUGUUAUGAGCGUAGCCGUGGUGAGAUGAUGAUGAUGGUAUAUGAGAAAGCGCUUGUGAGAAAGAAUUUGUUCGAGCAGGGUGCCGAUGAUAAGUCUACAGAAGGCGAACAACAAGAAGGGGAAGAGCCUGAUAAGUCUUCUAAGAAAUCCUGGUUAUGGAGCCUAUUCACGCUGUGGCGAAGUCCUCGUAAAGAGAAGUCUAAAGCUCCCGUUUCCAUGGGGAAGAUCUUUAACUUACUUCGAGGUGAUGUAUACGAGGUGGCCCAACGAUUUUGGGAAGUUGAUUCCCUAAUCAAUAAGCCACUGGGCUUGGUGAUUGCCGUGGCUCUUGUAUGGAAAGUCCUGGGACCGUCCUGUUUCCUUGGGGUUCUAGUGGUUGUGGUAGCGCAGUCAGUCAACGCACUUAUCACACGCACACUCUUACGCUGGGAGAGAGUGCGAAGAACCGCAACGGAUGCUAGGCUCCAAGUCUCUUCUCAGUUUGUGGAGGCACUCCGCCAUCUUCGAUGGUAUGGUUGGCAAAACCACUGGCUGGGCCAAGUCAUGGACGCUCGAGAAUCCGAGUUGAGACUGCGUGUGAUUACAAGACUAUGGGGUCUUGCUAUUUCUUUUGUCAAUGUUCUCGCCAGCGGCCUAUUUCCGGUCGUUGCUCUCUAUGCCUAUACGUUUUUGGCUGGUCACCCAUUGAGUAUCGACGUUAUAUUCCCUGCACUACAACUCUUCAAUAUGUUGGAGGCUCGUCUGCGAGAUAUACCUAGCUUGAUUACGGUGUUGAUCAACGCUUCAAUUGCUAUGGAGCGUAUACAGGAUUUCAUGGCUGAGCCUGAUAAAGAAAGCAGGGCCAUUGCAACCUCUGAAGAUGCUGCACCGCUCCGGCUGGAAGCAUGCUCUUUUGCUUGGCCUGGAAAAUCCUCUUCGGUUCUCUCAGACAUCGACCUGAGUAUUUCUCCGGGUCUCACCGUUGUCCAUGGCAAGGUUGGAGCUGGAAAGACUGCUCUUCUUCAAGGUCUCUUGGGUGAACUGGAUAAAAUCCAUGGCACUUCUUAUAUUUCAAGUGAAAUGAUGGGAUACUGUGCGCAGACACCAUGGCUACAGAGUAUGAGCAUUCGAGACAAUAUUCUUUUCUCCUCUCCAUAUGAUGAACAGCGGUACAAGCGAGUCUUGGAUGUUUGCGCCUUACUCCCAGAUCUCUCGAAUUUCAAGCAUGGUGACCUCUCAUUCGUGGGAGAGAACGGAAUUGGUCUCUCUGGUGGACAGAAAGCACGAGUUGCUCUAGCGAGGGCCGUCUAUAGCACUGCUAGGAUACUGCUUCUGGAUGACCCAUUGUCAGCAUUGGACCACAACACGGCCGAAACAAUUGUCCGCAGGUGCUUGACGGGCCCUCUUAUGGACGGCCGCGUCGUUGUUCUCGUUACACAUCGCAUCCACCUUGUUCGACACCUUGCCGAUAAAAUUGUGCACAUCCAAGAAGGUCGGGCAACGCUCGAGUCGCCAGCAUCUUUGGGAAAUAUGGACGACGAAACUGAAGGCUCAAGUGAUGCCAAUGUGGCGGAUGAGGCAGAGCUCGAAGACCACUCGGCUGCCGUGCCGUCCAAGUUUAUCGAGGAAGAGCACCGAGCCGAAUGGGGAGUGAAGGCUGCGGUGUACUGGAACUACAUAAAAGCCGGGAAGUACAGAUGGUGGUUGGCGCUGAUAAUUGUUAUGUCGAUUUAUCGCCUGACAUCUGUUGGACAGUCCUGGUUCCUCAAGGAAUGGGGAGAGGCAUACAACGAAGUUGCAAACGUGCUAGGGCACUCGGUCUCUGAAAAGGCUGCCUUUGGACAAUGGACAGCAUUCUCAGUCCAACCAAGGUCACUCCUGUGGACUCUAGCUAACCCUUUCGACAAGUUCCCUGCACCCAUUGAGAAUGUGCGGCCAUGGCUGUUGGUGUUUCUCGGAAUCACCAUGUUCACAGCCGUUACAAUGCUUGUUGCUCGGCUUUUUAUGCUCACCAUUGUCUACUGUGCGGGCCAACAACUCUUUCAGGGGGUUAUGAUAGGUGUCAGCCAUGCCACCUUCCGAUUCUUUGAUGUUACUCCUGUUGGGCGAUUGAUGAACCGGCUGACAUCGGAUAUUGGGGUGGUGGAUGGUGAUAUCAGCCAACAAUUCCAGAUCAUCGCGUUCCUUAUUAUCACCUGGAUAUCCUCAGUCCUCGUUAUCGCUUCAGUAACACCGGUGUUCCUAGCAUUUACAAUCCUCCUCACUGCAUCAUUUGUCUUCACAUUCCUUCAAUUCUUACCCACCUCUCAAAGCCUCCGCAGGCUUGAAAUGGUCUCCCUGACCCCCUUAAUAUCCAAUUUCGGCGAGCUCCUCCACGGCCUCACCACCGUCCGCGCAUUCCAUGCGGAACCUCGCUUCCAAGACCGAGUCAUCGCAGUGGUGGACAAAUUCCAAGGAAUGGACCACUUUUACUGGUCCCUCCAAAGCUGGCUGUCUUACCGGUUCGAAAGUCUAUCCGCCCUUUCCACCUUCGCCCUCACAGCCCUAGCUCUGUAUACAGAUGUGACACCGGGUCUCGCAGCCUUUGCAUUGAUAGCAGCAGGCAACUUCGUCGACGCAACUCACGGUCUCUGCCGCCAAUACGGACAGCUCCAAAUGGACUUCGUCUCCGUCGAGCGCAUCGACGAGCUUCUCCACGUCGACCAAGAACCACCCGGCACAAUCACCCCACCAGCCUCGUGGCCCAAAUUCGGCGCUGACAUCGUCUUCGAGGACGUCGAGAUCCGCUACGCACCACAUCUGGACCCAUCCUUAUCAAAUAUCAACCUACGUAUCCCUGGUGGAUCUACAACAGCCCUGAUCGGCCGCACCGGCAGCGGCAAAUCCACUUUAGCUGUCUCCCUUCUCGCCGCCGUAACCCCAUCCUCAGGUAAAAUCCUCAUAGACAACAUCGACAUAGCAGCUGUCGAAAAACAAUCCCUCCGCACGCGCGUAACAUUCGUCGCGCAAGAUCCCGUUCUAUUCCCCGGAAGCAUACGCAAGAAUCUCGACCCAGUCUCUGAAUAUAGCGACACCGAGUGCUCAGCUGUCUUAUCCCGAAUCUGCAGCCGGCGCGCAUGGACGCUCGAGACACAUGUUGAAGCUGGAGGCCGGAAUCUCAGCCAGGGCGAGAGACAGCUUAUUGGGCUUGCGCGGGCAGUACUACGGCGCAGCUCGCUUGUGAUUCUGGAUGAGGCGACGGCCUCUAUUGAUCAUGAGAGCUCGUUGGAGAUUCAGCAGGUUCUCCGGGAGGAGAUGAGGGAGUCGACUGUUGUGACGAUUGCGCAUCGGUUGGAGGCGAUUAAGGAUGCGGAUUAUUUUAUUGAGUUGGAUGGGGGUAGGGUUGCGCGCUAUGGGUAUGUGAGUGAUAUGUGAGGCCGUACUACGUACAUAGGAGGAACUAUAGGUUUGUUUGAAUGUUUUUUUCUUUUUUCUUUUCUCUUAGCUAUUGUCUUGGAGACAAAAGAAAUACAAAAUAUGAGAGGUCUUUAGAUGACAAUAUAAGUCAGGUGGUCUGUGUACAUCCAAAGAAAAUACUCGAACAAAGCUGCCUGAACCAAACCUUUGGACAGAACAAGAAGACCUAGAAUAGAAAAGAAAGAAAGCCCUCUAAGCCCAGC